AAUAAUAUUUUACCCGAGAUUCUAUCACAACAUUAAUAUGAGUUUAUAUAGAUAUUUUUAGUAAUAUUAAAAUAUAAAAUCUCAUGGGUACUCGAGACGUUGCUCCUCCAAAUUUAAGUGGAAAUUUAACUCCAACCAACGAGGUUAACGGGAUUUCUCGCCUUUUAAAUUUUCCAGUUUUGGAGUACAUUAAUGAGAUACGAUUUAAACGUGGCAUAAAACUUGAGGAAUACGGCCGUUUUCGUAAAUAUUGUUCCAGGAAAUUACACAAGCUAAGAAAACAGCUUAGAACAGUGCCUGGCAAAUCCAAUAAAUAUGUCCAUGAAGUAUUUCCUGAAGUCUUGAGUGAUAAUAGGUACCUCGAAAUUCUCACUCUGAGGUGCGAACGAUCAUGGAGCUAUGGCAUGGAUUUGAAAUCUAAAUGUGAAGCUUCUACUCCAAAAAAUAACCGUGGAAGGCAUUAUUAUAUGCGUAAAUUCCGAAAAGCUUAUCUCACCUCCUCGCUCCUUCAGGAUUAUUGUAAAAAAUUCGCCGAUAAUAACACAAUUAGCGCCUCUAAGUUGUAUCAUAGUUUUUUUGAGGGUGUACUAAGGUAUGAACAGGGAAAUUAUGAAGAAGCACACUCUUGCUUGACUUCAUACUCGUCAGUAGUUGAACAAAAAAUAAGAACAACAUCUGGCUUGCCUUCAUGUGAGUGGUACAAUUCACAACUUAUCCACUUAAGUGUGAUAAUUAAGAUGUGCACAUUCCACAUGAAGGUCAUGGGCAAACCAAUCUCAACUCCAACCCUAAAUCAAAAAGAAGAUAGCAAUGCAGAACUAAUUCAAGUUAAAAAAACACAGGAAAAUUACUUUGUCGUGCAGUGUAAAGGUGUAGAUAUUCCUUUACACUCCCAAUUAUUACCUCAAAAGAUUCUCGAUGCUUUAAAUUCCAUCGACAAACUCUCCAUAACUGACUCUCUGUUUACAGAUUUGUGCGAUUCAACAGAUAUCCCAAAGCUUGUAAGAGAACACAUUUCCUCUAAAUAUACCAAAGAAGCCCUCCUUAAAAACUACGAAGAAGUUACUGUUCUCCUCAACGACUGUGUAGAUGACGUUUGCUCUGAAUUGAUGCUUAAUACCGCCGGACAAGAAUAUUUGCGUAAACUUGAAGAUACGUUGCACGCAAUGAAGUCACUUCUUCAAGUGGAGAAGCACGUUAUACUUGAAAUGCUUUGCCUGUUUGAUUUGUCUUACACCCAUAACCAGACACCACUACCCGAUUCUACUGAAGGGGUCAGAUAUGCCAAUAUGUUGAAACAGCAGUUGGCGAAUCUCGUUGAUGACAAGAAUUUUGGUUCAGUGUUUCUGGCACCAAAGGAGAUUGUAAGGACUAUAAACGCGAUUCUCCUGAGCAUUUACUGUUUCCAAAGGGAAGAAUUCAACGAAGGAAUGUCGCUCAUUAAUUGGGCAAACUCAAGGUCUUUGAUGGAUAUUAAUCUACCAAAAAAACAGAAAAAUCGACUCUUGUGGAGAUGUUUAAUCAGUUUUAAAACCCUGCAGAGUAUGUGUAAUCUCGUUUGUAAGAAGUUUUACCAGAGGUUACUGGUAAUGUUCGCCCGAAAAAAUCUAUCAAAAGAUGAAGGUGAAGAGCAAAUAGUGGACAUUUUCGGUAUUGAAAGAGACCUGGUGUACUGCAGGCCACUACUGUUCGACCUCGCAUUCAUAUACUACCAGCCUCCAGAACUGGAAACCGCAUCUAGAUUUAAAGGAAUGAGGAAUAUGUUUUCAUCUCUUUGGAGCUAAAGUUAUUAACUAGCACAUAAACAAAAAUAAA
Molecule: messenger RNA, 1815 nt
Organism: Theileria parva strain Muguga
Lineage: Eukaryota; Apicomplexa; Aconoidasida; Piroplasmida; Theileriidae
Gene: srp68
Product: Signal recognition particle subunit SRP68
Exons: 10
Coding region: 84-1784 (566 amino acids)
Biological process (GO): SRP-dependent cotranslational protein targeting to membrane
Cellular component (GO): signal recognition particle, endoplasmic reticulum targeting
Molecular function (GO): endoplasmic reticulum signal sequence receptor activity; 7S RNA binding; signal recognition particle binding
Source: RefSeq, a predicted model, not a curated record